Bursaphelenchus okinawaensis is the source of this 204-nucleotide messenger RNA. Lineage: Eukaryota; Metazoa; Nematoda; Chromadorea; Rhabditida; Aphelenchoididae. The record is from the annotation of a GenBank genome assembly.
AUGAAAAGAGACCCAGUUAGGGAUCGUAGGGAAACAAAGUUCUGCGCACUGACCCCAUUGCCUUCCGAUGAGUCGGCUGGCUCUCGUCCUGGUCCGAUGGACUCCAAUGGCGAGGUCGAGAGAAUCCUCUCGCGACGCCGCUUCCACACGAUGGGACAGCGCGGUUGGCUUUCAAUUCCAACUUUGCUUCAGGGCAUACGGUAG